This is a messenger RNA of Cinara cedri, 5457 nucleotides long. Lineage: Eukaryota; Metazoa; Arthropoda; Insecta; Hemiptera; Aphididae. The record is from the annotation of a GenBank genome assembly.
AUGUUCAAAAAUACAUUCCAAAGUGGCUUUUUGUCUAUACUUUACAGUUUAGGCAGUAAGCCCUUACAACUUUGGAAUAAGAGUGUACAAAAUGGUCAUAUUAAACGUAUUACAGACAAUGAUAUUCAAUCAUUGGUGUUGGACAUUGUAGGUUCAAACAUCAGUAAGACUUAUAUUACGUGUCCAGCAGAAAAAGCCAAAACUUUGGGUAUCAAAUUACCAUAUAUGAUUUUGAUCGUAAAAAAUAUGAAAAAAUAUUUUUCUUUUGAAGUACAGGUAAGAUUAAAAAAAAAAUCUGGGUUGAAUUUUGCCUCUUGAGUUCUUAAAAAAAUUUCAAAAUAUCGAAAAACCACCGCUAUAUUUUCUAUUCACUUUCCUUAUCAAAUUUACGUAAUGCAGUCAGAAUACCCAUUUUCUAAUUUCCCGCAAUAAUAUGCGAGAUUUCCUUUAACAUUACAUAAAAUAAUUUAGAAUAUUAAAUUAAAAUAAAGAUGCCUCCUAAUACAUCAUGUAAUAAAUUAUGUAAAGUUGUUUUCUUUGUUACAUAUUAUAAAACUAUUACAUAAAAUUGUAAAUAAAUAACGAUCGUACUGCUGCAGAACCAUACAGUACAGCGAAAAGCGGUCGGAAAAUUAAAAAAUCGAAAUUUUAACUACUUAAUGCUAUUUAAGCUGGCUAUACAAAUCAUUGAAUUAUUUAUGGUUUUUUGAUAUUUUGAAAUUUUGACCCCGCUGUAUUGAUAAUGAAAUCAUAUUGCGGUGGCCAUAAGACGUGUGUAAACAAUAUCUGGGAAAGGAAAUUUCGUAUAUUAUCGAAAGAAAAUGGAUAUUCUGACUGCAUAACGUAAAUCGAGUGAGUAAGGGGAAGAGAUAAUAUGGUACUGGUUUUUCAAUAUUUUUUUUUUUUUUUUUUGAACCCAAGACUUCAACCAAAAUCUGGUUUAAUAACUAUUUUAUAAUAAAAUUUCCAUUUUAUACUUCUGUAGAUUCUCGAUAAUAAAAACAUAAGACGAAGGUUUCGAGUCAGUAACUAUCAAUCAAUGACAAGGGUGAAGCCAUAUAUUUGUACAAUGCCAAUGCGACUAGAUGAAGGUUGGAAUCGGAUAGAGUUUGAUCUAGCAGAAUUUACUAGACGUGCUUAUUCCACUGGUUAUGUUGAAACAUUAAGAGUGCAAUUGCAUGCCAACUGUAGAGUCAGAAGAAUUUAUUUUAGUGAUAAAUUGUAUUCUGAAGAUGAAUUGCCUAUAGAAUUUAAACUCUUUUCAUCCAUUCAAAGUAAAGUAAGUCAACAAUUUUAGUAUAAUAUACAGUGGAAUCAGUAGCAGACAAAUUACUUUGUCAUGAAGGGGGUUCAGGAUGAACUAUUAUUAUUUAUGUAAUCCUUUUUUAUAACUAUGAAGAUAUAAUAUAAUGUACGGUGUUUUUUAAGAAUGUUCACCCCAUUUGUAUGGUUGAAUUAUGCACAAUUUCAAAUUCUGAUUUUUGGAAUUUUUAAGUGCAGUGAAGGACGAUAUUUUUGUUUACUUACAUUUUUCACAAUAUUAAAUGUUAUGGAUAAUUUUAAAGAGUAUCCUAUAAUGAUAACAAUAUUAUUUUUUUAAAUGAGAACCUCUAUGUUUUAAUGCAAAUUAAUGUUUUUUUUGAAAAUGUUGACGUAUUAUAAUCGUAAUUUGAAGGUUAGGUUUCUGAGUUAUUCUGCUUUAAGUACUAAGAAUAAUAGUAUUUUUUGGAUUGGAUACCAACUGUAUUUUAUGUAUAGAUUAUUUCUUGUUUUAAAUUUUGCAAUUAUUUAUCUUUAGUAUUUAAAGUAGAAUAACAUUUUUUGUCCAAAUUUUCAUUAAAAUACAUAGAUAUUUUGAAAUAAAUCAUCUGAUUGACAAUUUGCAUUAUAAUAUGUAAGUUCUUAUUAGAAAAACUUAAGUUUGUACUGUCACAGGAUACUCCUUAAGCGUUGUGAAAAAUAUAAGUAUUCAAAAAUUACACAUUAACUACACAUAAAAAUUCCAAAUAGCAUAAUUUGAAUUUGUGCAUAAAAUAUUAAACAUAUUAAACAUAAAAAUGGGGUGAGCACUGAGCAUGCUUGAAAAUUAUUCUGUAUAUUAGUAUAAAAAUGUAAGACUUAUAUAUCUUACUCAUACUACAUUCCUCAUUUUUACUACAGCUGAGUGAAAAUUUGAUAAGUCAAAAUAAAUGUUUUUUUGUGAAAAUCUCAAUACUUGAAAGAAAAAUGAUUGAUGACUUAUUACAUUCAGUAUUGUUUAUUAACACUGAUGAAAAAAUAGUUUUUAUUAGUUAAUUUGGUUGUCAUAGGUAUGAAAGUACCAUUUUAAAAUAAUAAAUUACUUGAUAACAAUGUUUAUAAGAGUUAAAACUAUAAUAAAAACAGAGGUGAAAAUGGUAAAACACUGUUUUUAUAUUUUUCAAUAAUGUGCAGAACAGCUUGUACUAUUUAAUUAUGAUUUUGAGACAUAUAUACCAAACUAAUUAGGUCUAAAAUUUUAAAAGCACAAAUAGUUCUUUAUUUUGAGGAUUGCCUUAUAGGAAAAACUUAAAAUAUGCUUCAUUCUGCACUUAUAAUAGUUCAGCAAUGUACAUAACUAGAAUAAAAAGUAAAACUCAAAAUACUACAAGGUAAAUUCAAUUUUAUGACAUAAUAUCCAUCUAUGAAUCAAAAAAUAAAAUGUUUGUAUGAUUCAUGGAAUUUAUUUUAAUUAUAGAAUUUUUCAACUGUACAUAAAAAAAAAGUAUGAUUUAACUUGAUUGAAUUCUUAGGUAUCCACAAUUCUUCCCAGAAAUCUAGCAUUUGCUUCUCAAAUCUUUGCAAUGGUAUUGAACAUAUUUAAUAUACUAUUGGUGGUAAUUUGAGAAUACAUUUUUUGAUAAGGCUUUGGCCUCAUUGUUGGUUAAAUACCAAAUUUAUGUUUUAAAACACCUGUAAGAAUUGACUUCAGUAACACUGACCAAUAAAAGUAUUUAUAUUACUCAUAAGUAUUAUACUUAUUUAUAAGACUCAUUAAAUGAAAUAUAAUUAUUAUUUUAUGAAAGAUUAUCUAUCAAGGUUAUUUUACAGGCAUUCUUCAAAAAUUAACAUAUUCUGUAACAAUACUGAAUCUUUUAUUAUGUUAGAAGAAAUACAAACUAUAAUGAUUACUAUUUACUAUACUAAUUGUAACUGACAAUUGUAAACCACAAUAUACAGUGAUGCCACUUAUUGGACUCAAUUCAAAUGGGAUCAAACCUUAUGAGUCUAUUUACCAAAUUACUCAAUGGAACAAAAAGCCUUCAAAAAAAAAAAAAAAAAAUUGUAUAAUUUAAAUAUUAUGUAAGUACCUGGUAAAAUUGGGUGUUAUAGAAUUAUGAAAUAUUACUAUUAUAUAUAUAUAAUUAUUAAAUAAUAUAAAAACCCUAUGGCAUUCCCUCCACAAUAUUAUUCUCUAUAAAUUUCAUAAUAGGUACUUUUAACUCUAAAAUCAAAACUAAAAUAGUUUUACUUAUUCUGCAUAAGCAUUGUUUUUACAUGUUACCUGGUAGUUGGACUGAAAUAAUAGAUGCAGGUAUAAUGUCCCUCAUAAGUACCCGUUGUGUGCUAAAAAAAAUGUACACAAACAACAUGACAGAUUUUUCAAUUGUAUAUAAGCAUAACAUUUUUAUAUCCACUUUUCAUAAUUUGUUUUCAAGAUAACAAAAUACAAAUACCACUAAAGUUUGUUCUGUUUUUGUUAUUUAUCUGUGUGUCAGUAUACAUGCAAAUCAGAACUGGCCUGUUUGAGUCCAAUCAAAUGGCAACUACUGUGUUUUAAGAGAGUGUGGUCACAACUCGGCACAACCCACUACUGUAUACUAAAAUUAGAAUACCUAAUACAUAAUUACAUAAUAUACUUUAUUUAAAUACAUUCAUUUGAAAUUAUUCAUUGUUUAGUUUCUUAUUUUCAGAAAACAUGAUAUACAAAAAUAAAACGUAAUAAUGUGCUCUUAGUAGCCUAAAAACUAAUAUAAUAAUUUAAUUUUCAAGGAUUUCUUUGAUAGUUUCACUCUGUUUUUUAUAUUUUUCAUUGAUCUGAUCAUUUUCUUCACAUUCUUUUAUUUUCAGAGAUGAACUGCUUUCAUUCUUACCUUAACAAAUAAUUUAAAUUAAAUCAAAUUACCUGUUCUUAAAACAUUAAUUGGAUACAAAAACAAUGUUUUCAACUACUUUAGCCCUAUAUGUAUAUCUAAAAAAUUUAUAAUUUAAAUAGAUUCAUGUGUAGUACUACAUUUUUAUAUUGAUUGAUUUGGUAUAGUUAGGGACUGGAAUUAUAUAAAUUACUAAACAUAAAAAUUUACAAAAUUAAAUGACAGUAUUGCACAAAAACAUUCAAAAUAUUUCACAUUUGUGCAUUCAAAAAAUACUUAAAUUUAUUAUUAUUAUCUAGUUAAUUAUAUUUCUAGCUGACAUAUAAUCAAAAUAACUAAUAAUAGUGAAUAGAUAUUUGAUCCAUUAACUGUGGUAAUACUUGUGUAAUUAUUUACCUGCUAAUUAAAAACAGCUUAGGUGUUAACUGUCUUGUAAACAUAUCAAAAUAUAGCUACUUAAGCUACUUAGAAAAAAAAAAGAUUUUUCAUAAAUACAAAUAUAAUAUUAUAAUUUACUUAUAAUAAUUUUAGAUUUAUUAAUGAAAAAAAAUAAUAUAAAAUUGGUUUCAUUUGAUACGCUAAAAUAGUUUAUGCAUACUCAGUAAGAACAUGCAAAUACAUAUACAUUGAGUGUAAAAAGUAUUCCUACACCCUACAUUUUUAAAUAAAUGUACAUUUUUUUUCAUAAUAUUCUAUUUUUAUCGAUAAAUUAAUACAUGCAUAUUAUUCAUUGACCAUUUUUAAUUAUAUUAAAAAAAAAAACCAUGUUAAAUGUUAUAAUUCAAAAUCAUAAAAGAAUAAUACGCAUGUAUUAAUUCAUCGCGAAAAAUAAAGUAUGAAGAAAAAUGAAUAUUUAUUUAAAAAUGUAGGGUGUACAAAUACUUUUUACACUCACUGUAACUCCACUAUCUAGGUCUUAAAUACUACCAUUAAAAUAAAAUAAUUUAUCUUUUGAAAUAAUGAAAUGUAUCAUUGGCAUAAAUUACAUCAUAACAAAUGUUUUUUUUUUUUUAAUAAUACAUAUAUAGAUGAUUUAUAUUUAAAAUAUCAUUAAUAUAUUAUUAUAAAAGUUACCAUUUUCACUUUCUGCUGUUCUUUUUUCAGGUAGACCACACACAGAAUGAAGAUUGAAUUUGAAAAAGUGACCAUAAUCCUGGACUACAGACAAACAGCAUAUAGAUUUUAACACUUCAACAAUAAUAGUUAUUUUAGCUUCACCAGAUAAAUCCACUGUAUGUUGUCCCAAACUAACCACUUUACUAACCAACUCUACAAUUAACUUAGCACGUGACACUGAAUUGUUAUAUCUGUGACUAAAAUGUACACCAUUAAAUAUUUUAUAUGA